UGCCCAACCAUAGCGAGUAGACACUCAAGUCCUACUCUCCAGCGAGUAUCGUCCGUACAAUCCAUUUCACUCCCUCGGAAAUCGAUUUAAAACACACACCCCACCCUGAUUUCAUGACCUUCACGCUGUCUCUCUCUCCGCAGUCUCAGACACGCACACAGCGUUUCACUGCGGCUGCUUGUGCUGUAAGCUAUGGAGGAGUACUCGGUGGACGACCCAACUCAGCUACUCCAAGCCGCUUCCCAUUUCGAAAAUUACCCCGGUCUUCAAAACGACGAUUCAGCUAAAGAAUUUCUCGAUUCUUCCCUCUUCCCGUCCUUCUCAAGUAACCCUUGUCGCUUCUACCCAUAGCUUGUUUUCCAAGUUUUUGUGCUGCUCUUCAAUUUUCGUCAUUUUUCUUCAAUUUUCUUUCGUUUUCGUUUCGAAUUUUGGCAAAAAGUCCUCACUUACCCUAAAACCUGAACUUGAACUUCGUCUGAAUAAUUUUGUUUUGUUUCCCGCUUGCGGUGCUUUGCAAACCAAAGCUGAUGUGCGCGGUCUGGAAAGCACAUUGGUUGUUGUUUUGGAAAGGGUUUUCAUGACGAAAUAUGGGAGAUGGGGCUUCUCUCAUCCCCCAGUAUACGUCAUUUGUACAAGCUAGUCUGAUGGCAGAGUCUCAGGAAGUCAAUUCUUUAGCUUGUAAAACGGUUUCUUGCCUUCUGGAGAAUUCGAAUGAAGGUUCUGUUUCUGCAACACGCUUUACAGUUGACCACAAUAUAUAUCCUCUCUUGCUUGAUUGCCUCAUUCAUGGUUAUGAAAAAGUUGCAACUCUAGCAAUGGAUGCAAUAGAGAAUAUAGCUGGUUCUCCCGCAGGCAUAGAUAUCGUUUUGUCAGCUAAUACUAAAGAAGUUACACAUCUUGGAGCUUUAGCAGCCCAAUUCUCUUCACUGGGAUGGGUCCGGGUUCUGGCUUUGAUAGUGAGGCUAUUUUCUAUCUCCCCACGCGCCAACGUGGCAUUAGUAGUCCAGAAGUCAAAUCUACUUGGACUUUUUGAGGCAAAAAUCAAGAACAAUGAUACCCUUUCAACAUUGAGCAUUUUGGAGGCUUUGUAUGAGUUGUCAGAGAUCGAGCAUGGUAGAGAGUUUUCGACCCUUCUGCAACUGCUAAGCUCUGUAAUCAGCAUGAUAUCGUUGUAUAACUUUUCUAGCAACAAAUCAAUGGAGUCGAUUUUAAGAACAGGGGCAAAGGCGGUUAGUGGAAGACUUCUGUCCAAGGAGAAUUACAUACUAGCUGAUGAAUUAAGUGUAAAAACUGUAUUAUCAGCCAUAGACAGGAUACUUAGUUCAACCGGAACUCAAGAAAUAGACGAAUGUGAACCUGCUCUUGAAGCACUGGGUCAAAUACAGUCAUCAAUUCAAGGAGCACAGUUUCUAUUGUCAAGUUAUCCACCAGCUGCAAGACAUGUUAUCUAUACUGCUUUUGAUAGGCAAGGACGUGGUAAAUAACUGUCGAUCAUCACUACUGAGACUGUCUCUGAAGCAUCUCUGUCUUCUCUAUUAGAGUACUUUUUUAACAGCCCUCCUGAAUUGGAGGGUAACCGUGCUAAGCAGCUGGCUUGUAGGGAAUGUCUUGGUCCGGUGAUUAUCUCUCAAUUUUUUAUGCAUGGAGCAACCGUACCAAGCUUAUUAAGAAUCUCACUACUUGUCUAAAGAAGAAAGAUGAUGAUGUUGCCAAAAUUAUCUUGGAAGCACUGAGAAAGCAAGUGAAACUUUUAUGUGAAUACCAUGGCAGCACGAUUAUCGUCUACAGUUGGGAGAAUAUGAUCUUGGUCGGGAUUGAUUCUUGGUUGAUCAGGCAAUUUGACCGGAUUAUCAGAUCAGCCGUCUGUCAGAAGUUUCAUGCUGUAGUGGAAAACAUCUACGUCACGGUCAUACGACACUACAUGGGAUGCUUGAUGAAAUAGAUUUUUUUGGUUAAGCAUUGGGACGCAGAAGAUUGCACAGUGGAGCAAGUGGCCUUUGAAGUAGGGGUGGGCACUUAGAACCGAAAACCGAAACCGAAACACGAACCAAAUCGAACCGCACCAAAUGGUUUGGU
Molecule: messenger RNA, 2076 nt
Organism: Malus domestica (apple)
Lineage: Eukaryota; Viridiplantae; Streptophyta; Magnoliopsida; Rosales; Rosaceae
Source: RefSeq, a predicted model, not a curated record